CCUCCCCCUCCCUGCACCUCGCCAGGCCGGGAGCUGCAGGAGGACGGGGCGCAGUUUCCCGAGUGCCCGGCCUCGCUCUCGCGGCUGCAGAAGCUGCGCCCUGGGGGCGGGGUGGGAAGGCAGAAGGGCCAGAGGCGAAGGGGCAGUGGGAGCCCCGGCCCCGCGGCGCGGCUUCAAGUUUCCACCAGCGACCGGUUGUGCAACAGCCAGAAGUGCAGGAGCCGAGGGCGCCUCGGAAAACAAGCCGAGCCUAUAAACAAAGCCACGUGGCCUCUGGGCUGGGGGGGGCCGGGCUAAGAGCAGGCGCCUCUUCCGGCAACAAAGAGCCGCGGCCAGCGGCCCGGGAUAAAUACGGCGGCCGGGACAGCAGCGCAGCACUCCAGGGAGCCCCGCGCGCCCGGCGACCCUCCACAGCGCCCCCCGCGAGCGCAGGUACCCCGCUCCGCACCCCCGAUCCCGCAGCCCUCCACUCGGGCUCCCUGCAGCCGCUCCCUCACCGGCCCCGGCACCCCGAGCAUCCGCCCAGGGCGGCGCGUCCCCAAGGCCGCCGGGCCAGUCCCGUCCAUCAGUCCGUCGCGUCCAUCCGUCGCGUCCGUUGGCAGUGCCAUGCCAUUCCUCGGGCAGGACUGGCGGUCCCCCGGGCAGAGCUGGGUGAAGACGGCCGAUGGCUGGAAGCGCUUCCUGGAUGAGAAGAGCGGCAGCUUCGUGAGCGACCUCAGCAGUUACUGCAGCAAGGAAGUAUACAAUAAGGAGAAUCUUUUCAACAGCCUGAACUAUGAUGUUGCAGCCAAGAAGAGAAAGAAGGACAUGCUGAAUAGCAAAACCAAAACUCAAUAUUUCCACCAAGAAAAAUGGAUCUAUGUUCACAAAGGAAGUACUAAAGAGCGCCAUGGAUAUUGCACUUUGGGGGAAGCCUUCAACAGGUUGGACUUCUCGACUGCCAUUCUGGAUUCCAGAAGAUUUAACUACGUCGUACGGCUGUUGGAACUGAUAGCAAAGUCACAGCUCACAUCCCUGAGUGGCAUUGCCCAAAAGAACUUCAUGAACAUUUUGGAAAAAGUGGUACUGAAAGUCCUGGAAGACCAACAAAACAUUAGACUAAUAAGGGAACUACUCCAGACCCUCUACACGUCCUUAUGUACACUGGUCCAAAGAGUCGGCAAGUCUGUGCUGGUCGGGAACAUUAACAUGUGGGUGUAUCGAAUGGAGACAAUUCUACACUGGCAACAGCAGCUGAACAACAUCCAAAUCACCAGGCCUGCCUUCAAAGGCCUCACCUUCACUGACCUGCCUUUGUGCUUACAACUGAACAUUAUGCAAAGGCUGAGCGACGGGCGAGACCUGGUCAGCCUGGGCCAGGCAGCCCCUGACCUGCACGUGCUCAGCGAGGACCGGCUCUUAUGGAAGAAGCUCUGCCAGUACCACUUCUCCGAGCGGCAGAUCCGCAAGCGAUUAAUUUUGUCAGAUAAAGGACAGCUGGAUUGGAAGAAGAUGUAUUUUAAACUUGUGCGCUGUUACCCACGGAAAGAGCAGUAUGGAGACACCCUUCAGCUUUGCAGACACUGCCAUAUUCUUUCCUGGAAGGGCACCGAUCACCCGUGCACAGCCAAUAACCCAGAGAGCUGCUCCGUUUCACUUUCACCCCAGGACUUUAUCAACUUGUUCAAGUUCUGAAUCCCAGCACAUGACAACACUUCAGAAGGGUCCCCCUGCUGACUGGAUGGUUGGAAAUACAGAGUUUGGACGCUUCAUUUGUAAAUAGUGUACAUUUUAGACAUUGGCUCAAAACUUCUGCGAUAAGCCAUUGAGAGGACGUUGGAGGGGAGAGACGCAGUUGCUGGCUGGGAAUUUAAGCAUAUGGACUUCUCAUUAGAAUUGGUAUGGAAAAGCAGAAAUACUGUAAAUAAACUAUUUUUCCUAAUGAUUUGCCAGCAAGACUAUGAGGCAGGAAUUCUAUUUCAUCGGUGAAAAUGGAAUUCUCUUGACGUUCACUGAGACUCCUUUAUAGUUCCCUAGAGAUGUGGGAGAAAGGGGCAAAACUCAAAUACAAGAUAGAAUGCUCUCUGUUUACAAUGUGAAAAUGUGUUGGAAAAAAAAAAAAAGAAGAAAAACUACAUAUGAGAAAUCCCUGGGCUUUGGGUUUUGAUCUGGAGUUUGUUUUGAAAAGGCAAAGGAAGCACCACUCAUCUUAAACCCGCAUGGGUAUAGGGCCUUAUCUUCUGAAGAUACCACACAAUAGUCUACCUCGGAAAGCUACAAUACUCGCUCGGACAAAGCGCGUGGUCCAGUAGGCAGUCUCUGUUUUUCUUGUUUCUUCAUCAUAUAAAAAGUGAUUUAAAACAGGAAGAGAUAUUGGAGGCAAUCCUCAUCAUGCUUCAGGCUUCCUUUUUAGACGAAUGGGACACUCUUUGGGGUUGCCUCUUUUCUAGAACAACCCCAAAGCAUCUAUGCCUUUUUUCCUUCCAUGUUGUAGCUCAUUCGGGACAACAUCAUAAGGCCAAUUAAAAACAGUUCAAGAGGAAAUCCUGCCACAGAAAAGAUGGAAUUAGUCACCCAAUAGCUGUGAAGACUUUCUUAUUCCUGUUUAACUUCUUGGCUUGUCUGGGCUUCCUGGUGUAUCUUCACGGAUAAGCCUCUCCCUGGGGACUGUUUGGAGCCAGAGUACUGAUAAAGGCUUGUAAACCAGGUUUUUACAUAUCAGCUGCUGUUCCUCUUGGUGGGUGAUAGUUGAGGAGUUUUCUUUACAUGCAACACCAAAAUUUAGUCAACCUGAGGUAGGGCUUCUUGUAAGGAUGAUAAAGUAAAGCCUGGCGUUCCAGCCAGAUAGGGAGCAGAGGUACCAUGAGUUCAUCCUUAACUUGCUCCAAACCCCAGGGGAACUUGCUAGGCCAAUACCAGCAGGUAACUAUGUGGGAGAAGGAAAUCUCAGGACUUACGGAGUCAAUAUUCCUGGGAGGGAAUGGGGGAUGUUUUUGUUUUUUACUUUUUAUAGAACUUUGCUUUUCUACAACAAUGUACAUAUUUCUGCGAUUGUAUUUGCUUUCCUUUUUUUUUUCUUUUUUAGUAAGUAAAGUGGCCACCCAGCAUGACCUUGGCACAUAAGUGAAGCAGAAAUAGGAACUUGGUUCACAUUUACGUUGAGGAGCAGUGUAUUCUUAGGGGUUGAAUCUGGGGUGACCUGAAAUGGGGAGAGAUGGUUAAGAAUGUACAGAGACAAGCCAAGGGACCAACUAGUGAUGUAGGACCCCUUCACGCCCUUCCCUCAAAGCACAACCCAAGUACCAGCAUCCAGAAGGGAACUCGACCACUAGUUGAUGUUCCUCACUUUGCAAGGUCUGUGCCUACACCAGGAUUUCUUAAUAUCUUUUUUCAUCACCACCCCCCUGAACAAGAAAAAAGUAAGUUGUUUAUUUCAACUCUGAGCAAAAGUAAAUACUGAAGAAUAAGAUCUUGUUGGGUAAGGUUGAGCUUUGGAGGGCCACAAACUACUGUAACACCUCUUCUCCCCCCGAGUCAAGGUCACACUGAGAAUGCAGGGUCCAGACCAUGGAAUAAAAAGCUCUGUCUUCCAUAAUUCAGGCAGGUUCUCGCAAAGGUCUCAGCUUCCUUAAAGAUGUGAGUGGAGCUGGGGCUGUCGUUGCUGUGAGGGCUCUGGAACCGUUGACUCUGGCAUUUUUUGGCGUUCAUGGCCUUCCACAUCUUCCCCCCAACUCAUGACCUCCACCCCUCCACGCUGAAGGAGCAGACGGAGACUCCUCGGCACCUUCAGGUUUGCAGUCCCAGAAAUGUUGCCUGCUUUGGCUGUCAGCACGAAACUGGCGAACCAGUGUCACUUGGACUGUCCGUGGUGCUCAUGACCGCAUAGCAUGCCCCAGGCAGCAGAAGCAUCUGUGCAGAACGACCCUACCACAAGGGACAGGCUUAACGGUUUUCUGAAAUGUCUACCAGAUGGUGACUCGGGGCUCUCCCCAUCUCCUCUGGCAUAAUUGGAGGUGGUGUGUGACAGAGUCAAGGAAAAUUUUUAAGGAAAAGAAAAGAAGAAACCAACAUUUGUGGUUCCCUUUCAUUGGAAGAGGAGAAUGAGGAAGGAAAUGGCAGGUGGAGAGGGAGAGGGGAAGGAAUAGAAGUGGCGUGUCUUUGAUGCUGUGGUUUGUGGGAGGGCAGUGGGGAAAAAGAGCACAGCAGGUGUGAGCACCUGUGUUGGUGCCACUGGGUGGCUGUGAAGCAUGGCCAGAGCCUCACGUAUAAGUAAAGCGAGUUAAAAAGAAAAUGCUUGUUCCCUGGGCACUAAUUGUCUAUAGAAUUUCUAUUGGCAAACCCUCCCAGGACAAAGUGACCUAAAAAACAAAAACAAAGAAUCUCUGUCUCAGAACCGCUGUUCUAAAAGCCAGAAGGGACAUGACAAUGGAAAGUGCUGGAAGAGACAGAAUGCUCUACUGUCUUUGCUGUACCUACCUACCCCCACCCCAACUCUGUAAAGGAGAAUUUAAAAUUGAUGUCAAACAUGAAAGUAGCCUGGACUUCCAGAGAAGGAAAGAGUUUUGUCCAGGACAGUGGAAGCCGAGCCACAGGGGUGUUAUGCUUUGGUUCAACACACAGGUUUCCGAGCAACGAUCCUAGAGUCCUGAGAAGAAGGCACAGCAUUUGAGGAAAGGAGAAUAUGCGAAGCUUAGGAGGGCUCAACUUAUAACAAGAUCCAGACAUUUUAAACUAGAUGGUGUUAUUACUCAAUGCUGUUACUUUUAGUGGAUGGACCAGUCACGUGGGAGGAUUGUAGCAGAAACUACAAUGUGAAAACAUCCCCAGUUUUGAGAUCAAAAGGGUCAGCUGUAAGAUGACCUAUGUUUAGUGAUGAUCCAUUUUAUAUUGAAGUGGCUCAGAGGAGAUAUUGAUAUUUUAGAUGGGCUGCAAAACUGUCAUGGCAAGAACAGGCUUUACUUGGCAAUGGUGAAGGAAGGUAAUGAGUGUGUAUUGCCUUAUUGCCACAGUUCUCUCUUCAUAAACUGUUUGGGAGCUUGCAAUUAACAGAGGUUCCUUGUUUCCGUUGUUUUUAUACAGGAGAAGAGAAAGAGCUUGGAAUUUCAUUUGUCUAAGCAAGUGGUGUGAUUUACAAGAAGUUCAGUCAUUUCAAAAGUAUAUCAUUCUUAGUGUUCAAUACAAUGUUUAUCAUAAAAUAGGCACCUGAGUUUAUAUAUUCCUGCCAGGCUGAAGGGCAAUUAUGUCUUGCUAUGCAAACACGCUAUUUUACGUGUGAAUUUUUUUAACUGUAAUAAUUUUAUGUGUGAAUUUUUUUUAAACUAAACUCUAUCAUCAUUUUCUAUGUUGACAUCUGUUGUUUUUCGUGUUUUUUUGUUUUAAUCUGUCUCCAACUCUCCGAGUCUGUGAACCAUCCUCUGACUGGAUGCUGGCCUAAAAUCCUAUUAGUGUUUAAACAGACCUCAGAAACACCCUCAACCUCUAGGCAAUCGCAGAGAUGGGGCUCUUUGAUAUAUCUCUGGCCCCUGAUGUCUUCAACAAACAAGAUCGUAAUUCCUUUAAACUCAGUGUUUUCUGUAGAUGCUUUCUUCUCCGUUUUGUUAAGGAGAGUCAAGCCUCGUGGUUUUCCAAAGGAAGGAAACUCCUCCCCCAGACUUGAGCGCUGGGAGGGACGUUAGAAACGCUGGAGUCUGGCAUUCCUUCUGCCUUUCAAAAUGAGGUAGUGGGUCCAGAAUAUUCAGGUGACAUGCCUCAACCCACCUGGCGCUCAGCAGUGGACCUGAGCGUAAACUUGGGACUUUCUGAGGCCUUGACUUUGUAACCCCUGCCCCAGCACCUUUUGUUGUGGCUGGACACACGUGACACCUAAGCUGAUUCUUCUCAAGACGUUCGCUGUGGAAGGCACGUUCGUGUCCAGUGUUCGGUGUCCGGCCGUUAACUGUUAAAGACAUUUUAAGUCCCUGAUUCUUCCUGGAGAAGUUAAGGGGUUGCUUAACAUUGUUACUGACUCUGACUCUGCUGUGAGUACGGCAUACUAGUGAGUACAACCUGCUUGCCACAAAGUAAGCAGCAUAUUUUGACAAGUUUAUUUUUCCCUGGAUAAUUAGAUUUUAAUUAUAAAGGUGGCCCCUGAGACACAUAAUGGCUGAGCAGCUGGCUUGCUUUCUAGAAACUGAGGUUCUGAUGGUAACCAAGCAGGUAUUUCCUCUCCCCUUAGACUAAAAGGUACAUUUGAUCCAUCCCUUCCAUCUCCCUGGUACCUGCUGUGAGAUCCAAUAAGCUUCCACCCAGUGGAAGAUCACUCUCUGCUAAACCUCACAAGCAAAGGGGGGUUGUUCCAUGAGGCAGCAAGGAGCAAGGGACCACGAUAUUCAUGACUUUGUCUGCUAGACAUUUUUCAAAGUGUCCUUGAACUCAGCAAACAAAGCUUUCUGAGAGAUCUCUCAAAACUCAGGCCCUGCUCCGUCUGGCCAAAAAUGGAUGGCUGCUUCAAAACUCUGAACUUCUUGAAACUCCAUCUGCUACAACAUUACUUCUGGAGUUUGAACAUGACUUCUUCUGUCUCUGAGUAUAGAAAUGUUUGUUUAAUUAAUGAUACACAAGUCUGUUAAACAGAAGGCUCCAACAGUGCUCUACACUUGAGAACACUUGGCGCCAUCUUUAUCCUACCAAGUGCCAAUCACCCUAGCCAGAGGGGGUGUCUAUUAAAGUCCAUAUCCUAAGCUUUAGAAGCUUUAAAGUACUUUUUUAAUUAAAAAUACAAUAGGGGAUUGAACAUUUUAACUAAAAGUUUAAGGUUAGACCAAUUACAUGCAAAGAUGUUUAUUUAAUAUUGUGUGAGCUGAGUCUUUCUGUAUAAAUUAUUUGCACUCUUUUCUUGCAUGAUGAACUGAUUUCUUUUUUUAUAGUUGUUUGUACCAGACGGUGGCGUAUUUUUGUAAAAAUUUUUUGACACUGAAUUGCAAUAAAUGUUUUUCCAACAACA
Molecule: messenger RNA, 6961 nt
Organism: Orcinus orca (killer whale)
Lineage: Eukaryota; Metazoa; Chordata; Mammalia; Artiodactyla; Delphinidae
Gene: FBXO32
Product: F-box protein 32
Exons: 9
Coding region: 607-1674 (355 amino acids)
Biological process (GO): protein ubiquitination
Cellular component (GO): SCF ubiquitin ligase complex; cytoplasm; nucleus
Molecular function (GO): protein binding
Source: RefSeq, a predicted model, not a curated record